Messenger RNA from Euleptes europaea (tarantolino), 1038 nucleotides. It is a transcript of the gene MECR, whose product is annotated as mitochondrial trans-2-enoyl-CoA reductase. Gene Ontology annotation, molecular function: trans-2-enoyl-CoA reductase (NADPH) activity. The transcript is spliced from 10 exons. The record is from RefSeq and is a predicted model, not a curated record. NCBI's taxonomy places the organism in Eukaryota, Metazoa, Chordata, Lepidosauria, Squamata, Sphaerodactylidae. Gene Ontology annotation, cellular component: mitochondrion. The coding region runs from base 139 to 1038 and encodes 299 amino acids. Gene Ontology annotation, biological process: fatty acid metabolic process.
GCUUUCCGCGCGGUGUCAGCGGCGGUUCGGGGCCGGCCUCGAGGGCUGGUCUACGAGAAGCACGGGGAGCCGGCCCAAGUCCUACAGUUAAAAGACAUCAGUUUGGGUGAGCUGGAAGCUUCUGGGGUCCACGUAAGAAUGCUUGCAGCCCCUAUCAACCCAUCAGACAUUAAUAUGAUUCAAGGAACGUACGCUGUUCUCCCGGACUUACCUGCAGUUGGGGGGAAUGAAGGAGUCGGGCAGGUGGUGAAAAUUGGCAGCGAUGUGACUUCACUGAAGCCAGGAGACUUGGUGAUCCCAGCAGAUGCAGGACUCGGGACCUGGCAAACAGAGGCAGUAUUCAAGGAGGAGAAGCUGCUGAAAAUGCCCCCGGAUAUCCCGCUGGUGUGCGCAGCCACCCUGAGCGUCAACCCCUGCACAGCUUUCCGGAUGCUGUCCGACUUUGAGACCUUGAAGCCAGGCGAUUCUGUCAUCCAAAACGCAGCCAAUAGCGGAGUGGGACAGGCCGUCAUCCAGAUCGCCGCAGCCAAGGGUAUCAAAACGAUAAAUGUGGUCAGAGAUAGACCCAACCUCCCGGAGCUCGUAGACAGAUUGAAAUCCCUUGGAGCCGAUCACGUCAUCACAGAAGAGGCGUUGAGAAAGCCAGAAGCAAAAGAUUUGUUUCAGAAAAUCUCUAAGCCCCUGUUGGCGCUGAACGGAGUGGGAGGGAAGAGCGCCACCGAGAUGCUACGCCAUCUGCGGCAUAAAGGGACUAUGGUUACCUAUGGUGGGAUGUCAAAGCAGCCCGUGACGAUCCCCGUGAGCGCAUUGAUUUUUAAGGACAUAAAGCUUCGUGGUUUUUGGAUGACCCAGUGGAAGAGAGACAAUGCCCAGAACAAGGAGAAACUGGACAGGAUGAUCGCGGACUUGUGCGCCCUCAUCUGGAAGGGCCAGCUCACCGCUCCAGCCUGCCGAGAGGUCCCGCUGGCAGAUUACCAGUUAGCCUUGGAGGCGUCCAUGGCGCCGUAUGUAUUGGCGAAGCAGAUCCUCCUUAUGUGA